AUGGUGCCCUCAGGAAUGUUUUCCUUUUCUUCUCAAACAGGACCAUCGGACCCCUUGAGUGGUUCGUGGGAAACGACAGGAGAAGGUGCACAGAACUUUCAAGACUUCUCAGACAACGGAUCUGCCCACCCGGGAGACUCCGAGGACUUUUCUUUCCAAGUUGAAGGCCACAUCACACCCCGAGGACAAGGACAAUCCGUUGAGGAUCUGCAGAGCAAGUGGACUGCUCCCGCACCUGCCACGACCGUGGCGCCCGUCGGUGGCGAGCCGAUGCGGCGAGGAACUUCAAGGAGUUCCACUGGAAGCCGCAAGCACCGGAUUACCAAAAUCACAUCUCCCAAGUCUCGGCCCAGAAUGACUUCUGCGUCGUCUCAAGUAUCUACACAACUGUCCUCCCUGGACAUGACAGGUAAUGCUUCUGUGUUCUCUGGACCUCAGCCCAACGGCCAGUUGAUGGACGUGAACUACUUCUUGGAAUCGGACGCGGGUGCCGUCUCGUCCCAAUGGUUUAACUCAAUGGAACUUGGGAUUGUUCCGGAUGGCCUUCCAUCCCAGCAGGCGGACAUGACCAUGCACGUCGUGCCUGCCCAGAUGCAACUGGACCCUGAUUCGAGCCUUGGAGCUCACUCCCCAUCUGCCUCCUGGAACUCGUUCAGCCCACCGGAAUCACAACUCUCUUCCCCGGCUCAGAGCCCUGAGGAGGUGUGGCUGUCUGCCCCCCUCAUGUCUUCUCCGUCUCACUCGGAGCAUGUCUCUCCCAUUAUUCAGAGCCAGUCUCCCAGUGUCAACGGCAAGUUUGGCCCGGAACUCGUUGGCGAUGAACUGUCUGGAAGCGUCCUCACCAUUGUCGGCGAUGCCGCACUGCCCCCUGCCUUCCCCAGCCGCAGGAACACCAACGAGGGUGACUCUGCACGAGACCACCCUUUGUACAAGAAUGCCACUCCUCAGGCCGAUGGCCUCUUCCACUGCCCCUGGGAGGGAGAUUCCAGCUGCAACCACAAGCCCGAGAAGCUGAAGUGCAACUAUGACAAGUUCGUGGACUCUCAUCUGAAGCCUUACCGCUGCAAGAUUGAGUCUUGCGAGAACGCUCGCUUUUCUUCUACUGCCUGCCUUCUUCGCCAUGAGCGCGAGGCCCACGCUAUGCAUGGUCACGGUGACAAGCCCUUUUUGUGCUCUUAUGACGGAUGCGACCGCGCCAUGCCCGGCAACGGAUUCCCCCGCCAGUGGAACCUCAAGGACCACAUGCGUCGUGUCCACAAUGACAACGGUGCUCCCGGAUCCCCUACCAACGCCUCCAGCGGACAGCAAAGCUCUAAGGGCCGCAAGCGAAAGGACGCGCCCAAGGCCGGACCCGCGCCCCCCUCGCGCAAGGUUACUGCCAAGGCCACUGUUGUUGAGGCUGCUGCCAAGGAGGAGCAGUCUUGCAAGCCCCUGAUUGAGGAGUGGAUUUCCCACCGUCAGGCGCUCGAGGACAUAAUCCGCGGCCUCACCCAGCCUGAGGACAGCAAGAACGCUCAGCUUAUCAAGGAUGCUCACAACCACCUCUCUGCCAUGGGAAAGAUCGGACUCAGCCUGAGCCCCUCUCAGCAGCAAGUGGAUGUCACCCAGGCUCCCUUCAACGGAAACUUCGUCCAGGCCGGAUGA
Messenger RNA from Colletotrichum truncatum, 1644 nucleotides. The record is from RefSeq and is a predicted model, not a curated record. Lineage: Eukaryota; Fungi; Ascomycota; Sordariomycetes; Glomerellales; Glomerellaceae.